AUGUAUAACUCAAUCUACGGUUCCCCCUUUCCUAAAAUAAAUCCAAAGGUUCGCUACAAAACGGCGCUGGAGAGAGCAGGGUUUGACACUAAGCCACGCAAUCCAUUCAGUAGCCAGAGGAAUGCUUCCACUGGAAGUUUACAACCUUCUGUGAGGUCGUCGCCCAUAACCCGUCAAAGAAAUGUAUCCACUGCACCAUCUGUUCCGGUUACGACGAAGAGUGCGUAUACUGCGUCUUCAAAGAGUGCUUAUUCAUCCGUAAAGGGCGAGUCUGGUAUUUAUCCGCCGCCCGUACUGGAGAAAAGUGAGAGGCAGAGUGCAAUUUCUUCAAAGAAUAGCAAUUUUAGGUCUUCGAGGCCCGCUGACAUAUCACUUCCUAUUUCCAGACCUAGUGAGCGUGCUUCACAGGAGGAUCCCUUCCGUUUUGAACGCGACUUAGACCGUCGGGAGGAACAAUAUGCUUCUUCUAGACAUGCAAGUAGAUCACCUGCUAACAUGGAUUCCCGGGUUGCAGAUAACUCCCCUUUCAAUUUUGAACAAGAGGGUGCUGGUAGUAGUGAAAGGGAACAAGAUUUGAGCCCCAUUGAAAGAAGUUUUAUGAUUUUGACUCAAAACGACACUGCAAGCCUUGUAAAUUCUAUGAAUCAAACCAAUAACAGAAGUGUUCUCGACCAAGAAUUCGAAAAUGAGCAGCUAAAAGAAGAAAGCUCAAUUGAAUAUCAGAAGGCGGAAAAAGAAGAGAAAGAAAAUGAUGUUGAAAGUCUUAAUUUCGAGCCAGAUCCUAAACUACAGGUAAAUUUCGAAAAUGAGUCACUUCAAAAAGAUUUUCCAGAAGCACAAGAAGACGAAAAAAACACAGUGUCUAAUAUUCCAGAAAUAAGUGUUACGAGGGAAAGUACUACACCGUCCUUAUUAAUCGACACAAUAGACUCUAGGCUAUAUCCUCAUGAUAAUUUUGCUGGCCUAGAAUCUUCAAACGAAGAAAAAUUACCUGAUAUUUCGUCAUUGUCCACAAAAGUCGAAGAGUUAAGUCUCAGUGGUUCAAAUGAGAAACGUCUUUCAACAACCUCAUCAGAAAAUGUGGAAACACCAUACACUGCUACGAAUCUCCAAGUUGAACAGCUAAUUGCUCAAUUAGACGACGUCUCACUAUCUAGAAAUGCUAAGCUCGAUAUGAACGGCAAUUCCCUGAAUGUAGUGGAUAGAAAAGCUUCUAGAUUCAAAAAGUCAAGCGCAUAUUUAUCUGGGUACCCCAGUAUGGAUAUGCCUGUAACUCAGCAAACAUCCAUUAUGCAAAACAGCGAUGCGAACUUAUCCAGGCAAACUAUUCUGGUGGAUAAAGAUGAUGUUGAUAAAGAUGAUGCUGAUAAAGAUGUACCAUCUGCUUCUACAACCAAUGGUGGCACGCCUAUAUUUUACAAGUUUAAACAGUCAAAUGUACAAUCCUCCAAUGAUGAAGGGAGCGGUUUGCAAGAAACUUUCAAAACGAAACUCCCUACAAUUGAAGCUCUACAACUACAGCAUAAGUCCAAUAUAACAGAUUUGAGAGAAGAAAUUGAUAAUUCCAAAUCGAAUGAUUCUCAUAUGCCAGCUAAUGGCGGAUCUACGGGAUACAACUCUGAUGCAGAUUAUAAAGAAACGGAGCCCGUAGAGUUUAAAUAUCCGCCUGGGGAGGGACCUUGCAGAGCAUGUGGCUUAGAAGUCACAGGGAAAAGAAUGUUUUCCAAAAAGGAAAAUGAACUGUCAGGUCAAUGGCAUCGUGGAUGUUUUAAAUGCAUCGAAUGUGACAUCAAAUUUAAUAAACAUGUUCCCUGCUAUAUUCUAGGGGAUGAACCAUACUGUCAAAAGCACUAUCACGAGAAGAAUCACAGUAUUUGUAAAGUUUGUUUAAAUUUCAUAGAGGGCGAAUGUCUGGAAAAUGAUAAGGUGGAACGGUUUCACGUGGAUUGUUUAAACUGUUUCCUAUGCAAGACUGCUAUUACCAACGAUUAUUAUAUAUUCAACGGGGAAAUUCCAUUGUGCGGUAAGCACGACAUGGAAGCUCUUUUGAAGGAAGGUAUCGACAAUGCUACACCAAGCAAUGAUAAGAACAACACCCUCUCCAAAAGGAGGACAAGACUCAUCAACUUCAACUAG
Messenger RNA from Saccharomyces paradoxus, 2136 nucleotides. It is a transcript of the gene PXL1, whose product is annotated as Pxl1p. Lineage: Eukaryota; Fungi; Ascomycota; Saccharomycetes; Saccharomycetales; Saccharomycetaceae. The transcript has a single exon. The record is from RefSeq and is a predicted model, not a curated record. Bases 1 to 2136 code for a protein of 711 amino acids.